Molecule: messenger RNA, 2361 nt
Organism: Rhinichthys klamathensis goyatoka
Lineage: Eukaryota; Metazoa; Chordata; Actinopteri; Cypriniformes; Leuciscidae
Gene: abhd13
Product: abhydrolase domain containing 13
Exons: 2
Coding region: 212-1225 (337 amino acids)
Cellular component (GO): membrane
Molecular function (GO): palmitoyl-(protein) hydrolase activity
Source: RefSeq, a predicted model, not a curated record
CUUCCUAGAAGCGACACCGGUGUACAGUCAGCAGCAGUCCGGCUAGAUUUGCUGCUAGCCACAGUGGAUCAGCUGUUAUUUCACGGCAUGUUCGUAUAGAUGACCGUUUCUCCUGCUCGUAAGCUCAGCUAAAGAUGUGCCGCUGAAGAAUGCGAUAGAUAAUACGUCUGCAGUGAGUUUCGGAGACUCUCUUGUCAUCAAGGUUGCCGCCAUGGAGAAGCCAUGGAGGUUAUGGGCGGCACUUGAGGCGUGUUUGCUGACCGUGUGCGCGUGGUCAUGGGGAAUCUGCCGCGUCUCCCUGCUAGCCCUGAUUCUGACCUUCCACCUGUACGGAGGCUUCAUACUGCUGGGACUCAUCCUGGUCUCUGUGGCCGCCAUCCUGUACAAGUUCCAGGACGUGCUGCUCUACUUCCCCGACCAGCCCUCGUCCUCGCGUCUUUAUGUUCCCAUGCCGACGGGAAUCCCACACGAGAACGUGUUUGUCCGCACCAAAGAUGGUGUACGGCUCAAUCUCAUCCUGCUCCGUUACACGGGCGAAAACCCUGCCACCGCUCCCACCAUUUUAUAUUUCCACGGCAAUGCGGGGAACAUCGGCCAUCGUGUGCCGAACGCACUGCUCAUGCUGGUGAACCUGAAGGCCAAUGUGGUUCUGUUGGACUACAGAGGCUAUGGAAAGAGCGAAGGAGAACCUUGCGAAGAGGGACUGUACAAGGACGCAGAGGCUACCUUGGAUUACAUCAUGACCCGGCCGGACAUCGACAAGACCAAGGUGGUCCUGUUCGGCCGCUCGUUGGGUGGCGCGGUGGCCAUCCGCCUGGCGUCGGGAAACCCGCAUCGAGUGGCCGCCAUCAUGGUGGAGAACACUUUCCUGAGCAUCCCGCACAUGGCGGCCACGCUGUUCUCUUUCUUCCCCAUGCGUUACUUGCCACUUUGGUGCUACAAGAACAAGUUUCUGUCCUAUAGACACGUGGCUCUCUGCCGUAUGCCAUCUCUCUUUAUCUCGGGCUUAUCAGACCAACUCAUCCCCCCAGUGAUGAUGAAACAGCUGUACGAGCUGUCCCCGUCUCGGACUAAACGCCUCGGUAUCUUUCCCGAGGGUACGCACAACGACACCUGGCAGUGCCAGGGUUAUUUUGCCGCCCUGGAGCAGUUUAUGAAAGAGCUACUUAAAAGCCAUGCAAGUGAAGAGACGGCCCAGGGGACAUCCAACGUCACCAUAAUCUAGAACAGUCACUACUGUUGACUGCUCUAUAAAUCUGGACCCGCUCAAAAAGAAUGUACAAAUUUUUUUUUCUCCCCAACUUCCUAAGCUCUUUCUUUCCAUUGAUCACACACCAAUAAUUCAUUCAUUAUUUACAAUAUCAUUUAUUCAGUAGUGAAGGCUACAUUUCUUUAAAGCCUUUUGUCAGUUUUUAUAUUAAGUUUAAAUGCAUCUGUCUCAAAUAAUUGAAUGCCCUCUUAGUCUUUUUUGUUUGUCAUUUUCAAGCAAUUUCCACUUUUAAAGGGUUAGUUCACUUAAUUUCUCACCCUCAUGCCAUUCCAAACCCGUAAGACAUUCUUUCAUCUUCGGAACUGGAAUGAAGAUCUUUUUAAUGAAAUAUGAGAGCUUCCGGUCCCUCCAUUGACAGUCUAUGCAAGCAACUACCGCUUUCAAGCCCCAGAAAGGUAAUAAAGACGUCAUUAAGGUAAUCCAUGUGACUCCAGUGGUUUAACCUCAAUUUUACGAAGUGACGCGAGUGCUUUGGUUGCGAAAAAUAAAUAAAUUACCAUUUAAAUUUUAAUCUCCGGCACGCGUUUACGCAUCUUCUACUCUCGCGUCAACACAACACGCAUGCAUUGUGGUGCUCUUGUGAACGCGCUUUGGAGAUUAAUAUUUUGUAAAUAAAGUGGGUGAAAAAAAGUGCGUGAACAAAGCACUUGCGUCACUUCAUAAAAUUGAGGUUAAACCACUGGAGUCACAUGGAUUACUUUAAAGAUGUCUUUACUACCUUUCUAGCGCUUAAAAAUGUUGUUGCAUAGGCUGUGAAUCGCGAGACAGAAAGCACUCAGAUUUCAUUAAAAAAAAUCUUAAUGUGUGUUCUAAAGAUUAACAAAAGUCUUGCAGGUUUGGAACAAAAUGAGGGUGAGUAAUUCAUGACAGAAUUAAAAAUUUUGGGUGAACUAACCCUUAAAAAUUAUACAAUAAGCCCAGCCACCUGCACAUGCAAUUUGAAAAUAGUUACAGUAUGUCUAAUCAAGUAUAGCGGUUUUAAAUUCACGAGUAAAAUAAUGUCUGUGGUUAACAUUGCUUGAGGAAAUGUUCACGUUUGUCUACCACUUAAAAUAUACAUGUAAAAAUCAUAAGUUGGUUACAAAUUUCAA